Eubalaena glacialis (North Atlantic right whale) is the source of this 1035-nucleotide messenger RNA. It is a transcript of the gene XRCC3, whose product is annotated as X-ray repair cross complementing 3. Gene Ontology annotation, molecular function: ATP binding; four-way junction DNA binding; ATP-dependent DNA damage sensor activity. Gene Ontology annotation, biological process: resolution of mitotic recombination intermediates; double-strand break repair via synthesis-dependent strand annealing; t-circle formation. Gene Ontology annotation, cellular component: replication fork; Rad51C-XRCC3 complex. NCBI's taxonomy places the organism in Eukaryota, Metazoa, Chordata, Mammalia, Artiodactyla, Balaenidae. The record is from RefSeq and is a predicted model, not a curated record.
CACCCCAUUGAAAAAAUGGAUUUGGAUCAGUUGGACCUGAAUCCUAGAAUUAUUGCUGCAGUUAAGAAAGCCAAACUGAGGUCAGUAAAGGAGGUUCUGCAUCUUUCUGGACCAGACCUGCAGAGGCUGACCCGCCUCUCCGGCCCCGACGUGCAGCGCUUGCUGCGGGCGGCCUCCUCACACCUGCGGGGAAGCAGCGUCUGCACAGCCCUCCAGCUGCUCCGGCAGAAGUGCCAGCGCCUGAGCCUGGGCUGCCCCGUGCUGGACGGGCUCCUCCGCGGCGGGCUGCCCCUGGACGGCAUCACCGAGCUGGCCGGACGCAGCUCCGCCGGGAAGACGCAGCUGGCGCUGCAGCUCUGCCUGGCCGUGCAGCUCCCGCGGCGACACGGAGGCCUGGGGGCCGGGGCCGUGUACGUGUGCACAGAGGACGCCUUCCCCAGCCGGCGUCUGCAGCAGCUCAUCGCUCAGCAGCAGCGCCUGCGGACAGACGUCCCAGGGGACGUGGUCAGGAAAAUCCAGUUUGGCCACCAGAUCUUCAUUGAGCACGCAGCCGACGUGGACACCCUGCUGGAGUGUGUGCGUAAGAAGGUGCCUGUGCUGCUGUCGCGGGGCAUGGCCCGCCUGGUGGUCAUCGACUCCGUGGCAGCCCCGUUCCGUUGCGAGUUCGACCAGGCGUCCUCGGCCCUCAGGGCCCGGCGUCUGCAGGCGCUGGGGGCCGAGCUGCGCCGGCUGAGCUGCACCUUCCGGAGCCCCGUGCUGUGCGUCAACCAGGUGACGGAAUCCGCGGAGGAGCGGGGUGCGGCAGCCGGGCCGCCGGGUGUCGUGGGAGAGCGGGUGUCUCCGGCCCUGGGAAUAACCUGGUCCAACCAGCUCCUGGUGAGGCUGAUGGCCGACCGGCAGCGCCCUGAGGAGGCCGCCUCCGCCCCGCCCCGCCGCACCCUGAGGGUGGUCUCCGCCCCCCACCUGCCGCCCUCGUCCUGUUCCUACACGGUCACCGCUGAGGGUGCGGGGACGCCUGGAACCGAGUCCUGCUGA